Messenger RNA from Sinocyclocheilus grahami, 3473 nucleotides. It is a transcript of the gene cacna1sa, whose product is annotated as calcium channel, voltage-dependent, L type, alpha 1S subunit, a. The transcript is spliced from 24 exons. Gene Ontology annotation, biological process: calcium ion transmembrane transport. The record is from RefSeq and is a predicted model, not a curated record. Gene Ontology annotation, molecular function: voltage-gated calcium channel activity. Gene Ontology annotation, cellular component: membrane; voltage-gated calcium channel complex. Bases 235 to 3468 code for a protein of 1077 amino acids. Lineage: Eukaryota; Metazoa; Chordata; Actinopteri; Cypriniformes; Cyprinidae.
GAACACACACACUUAAACUGAGUGACACGCAUUGUCUAUAUUUAUUUUUUAAGUCAGACAGCUGCAGUACUAACCAAACAAGAGCAAAGCGAGGCAGUGAGAGAAAUAGAGACAGUUGGAAGAGCGGACGGUGGGGACACGUUCAUUUUUCAGCCACGGGAAGAUCCUGAACUACUGAGCCAAGUACCUGAUCUCCAGGAUUCCUGCGCCUCCUGCUCUGGUUCUGAUCGGAUCAUGGAGGGCGGUGGUGAAGCAACCAUGAGCACCUUCAUCAUGGAUGAGGAGACGCUCAAGAGGAAGCAGAGAGAGAAACUCAAGAAGCUCCAGGCCACAGGUGGAAACCCACGGCCGGCGCGAUCCCUCCUCUUCCUCACGCUGAAGAACCCCUUCCGCAAGGCCUGCAUAAACAUUGUAGAGUGGAAACCAUUUGAAAUCAUCAUCCUCCUCACCAUCUUUGCAAACUGUGUAGCUCUGGCCGUUUUCAUGCCCAUGCCUGAGGAAGAUACGAAUAACACCAACAGCAACUUAGAGAGUCUCGAGUACAUUUUUCUCAUCAUAUUCACUAUGGAAUGUUUCCUGAAGAUCGUGGCGUACGGGCUUCUCUUUCACGCCGAUGCUUAUUUGCGGAACUGCUGGAAUAUAUUAGAUUUUGUCAUUGUGACAAUGGGGUUGUUCACUGUCGUGGUGGACUUCAUUAAUAACAUCAGCGGCGUGGAGGCGCCGGUGGAACAGAAAGGCGGGUUUGACAUGAAAGCCCUCCGAGCAUUUAGAGUCCUGCGGCCCCUGAGGCUCGUCUCUGGGGUCCCCAGCCUGCAGGUGGUGAUGAGCUCCAUUCUCAAGUCCAUGCUGCCGCUGUUCCACAUCUCUCUGCUGGUCUUCUUCAUGGUCACCAUCUACGCCAUCAUAGGCCUGGAGCUUUUCAAAUGCAAAAUGCAUAAAACAUGUUACCAUGUUGGCACAGAUAUCAUCGCCACGGGGGAUGAUGCGCAGGCGGCUCCGUGCGCUCAGGCCGGUAACGGAAGGCGCUGCACUCUAAAUGGAACCGAGUGCAGCGGUGGUUGGCCUGGGCCGAAUAACGGCAUUACCCACUUUGACAAUCUGGGAUUUUCCAUGAUCACGGUAUACCAGUGCAUCACCACUCAGGGCUGGACGGAUGUUCUGUACUGGGUAAAUGACGCGAUUGGAAUGGAGUGGCCCUGGCUGUAUUUUGUGACUCUGAUUCUCUUGGGCUCGUUCUUCAUCUUGAAUCUGGUUCUGGGGGUUCUGUGCGGCGAGUUCACUAAGGAGAGAGAGAAGAGUUCUCGAAGCGGAGAGUAUCAGAAACUGAGGGAGCGUCAGCAGUUUGACGAGGAUCUGAAGGGAUACAUGGAGUGGAUCACACAGGCAGAGGUCAUGGACAAUGACCAGGAGGGGCAAGGUCUGCUUCCACUACAGGAUGGAGCCGACACAGAAACCCUCUAUGAGCUGGAAGCACUCAACAAACUCAUGUAUUAUGUUCGACAUGCUCGUCGCUGGAACCGUUUUUUUAGGAGGAAAUGUCGUGCAUGGGUUAAGUCCAGGUUGUUCCAUUGGCUGGUGAUUCUGCUGGUGUUCUUCAACACUCUGGCAAUUGCAACCGAGCACCACGGUCAGCCCGAGUCUCUCACCAACUUCCAAGACAAUACCAAUAAGGUGCUGUUGUCUCUGUUUGCGGUGGAGAUGUUUAUGAAGAUGUACGCGAUGGGCCUGCCGUCGUACUUCAUGUCCCUCUUUAACCGUUUUGACUGCUUUGUGGUGUCUGUGGGAAUCCUUGAGAUCAUUCUCGUACGUAUGGAUAUUAUGUCCGUCAUGGGGAUCUCCAUACUGCGUUGCAUUCGCCUGCUGCGCCUCUUCAAAGUAACCCGGUACUGGACAUCACUGAACAAUCUUGUGGCGUCGCUCUUGAACUCUGUGCGAUCCAUCGCCUCGCUCCUGCUGCUCCUCUUCCUCUUCAUCGUUAUCUUCGCCCUGCUUGGUAUGCAGGUUUUCGGAGGGAAGUUUAAUUUUCCAGAUGAGCAUGUGAGACGGAGCAACUUUGACAAUUUUCCUCAGGCUCUGAUCACCGUUUUCCAGAUCCUCACAGGUGAAGGCUGGAACUACGUCAUGUAUGAUGGCAUCUUGGCUCACGGAGGUCCUGCCAUGCCUGGAAUCCUGGUCAGCAUCUACUUCAUUAUCCUGUUCAUCUGUGGAAACUAUAUCCUCUUGAACGUCUUCCUGGCAAUUGCGGUGGAUAAUUUGGCCGAGGCAGAGAGUCUGACCUCUGCCCAGAAAGAGAAGGCAGAGGAGAAGAAGCGGAAGAGACUUCUUAGAGAAAACCUACCUGAUAAGGCAGAGGAAGAAAAGGCCAUGCUGGCAAAGAAACUAGCCGAGCAGAGAGCCAAGAUUGAUGGAAUUCCCACCACAGCCAAGCUCAAAGUGGACGAAUUUGAAUCAAAUGUGAACGAGAUUAAAGAUCCAUUUCCUCCAGCUGAUUUUCCAGGUGACGAUGAGGAGGAGGAGCCAGAGAUCCCCCUCAGUCCUCGGCCUCGUCCAAUGGCAGACCUGCAGCUGAAGGAGACAGUGGUACCCAUGCCAGAGGCCAGUUCCUUCUUCAUCUUCGGCCCACAGAACAAGUUCCGCAAACUCUGCCAUCGCAUCAUCAAUGCUACAACCUUCACCAACAUCAUCCUCCUCUUCAUCCUGCUUAGCAGUAUCUCAUUGGCUGCGGAGGACCCCAUCGACCCGAUGUCCUUCAGGAACCAGGUCCUGGCCUACGCUGAUUAUGUCUUCACUUCGGUUUUUACCGCAGAGAUUGUGCUGAAGAUGACCACGUAUGGUGCCUUCUUGCACAAGGGCUCUUUCUGCCGUAAUUCCUUCAACAUCCUGGACCUGAUUGUUGUCGGUGUCUCCCUGCUGUCCAUGGGAAUGGAAUCAAGCGCCAUCUCGGUGGUAAAAAUCCUCAGGGUCUUGAGAGUGUUGAGACCUUUAAGAGCCAUAAAUCGAGCUAAAGGUCUCAAACAUGUGGUCCAGUGUGUGUUUGUGGCCAUCAAGACCAUCGGCAACAUCGUUUUAGUCACGAUGCUCUUGGAUUUCAUGUUUGCCUGCAUUGGCGUUCAGCUUUUUAAGGGGAAAUUUUUUUUCUGCACAGACCCGCUCAAAAUGACGGCGGAAGAAUGCCGGGGAAGGUUUAUACAACACCAGGAACACGCUCUCCACGACAUGGUGCUCAGUCAACGUAUAUGGAUGAACAGUGACUUAAACUUCGACAGCGUUUUGAACGGCAUGCUGGCUCUCUUCACCGUGUCAACAUUCGAAGGCUGGCCAGAGUGGGUUUAUAAUGAACAACUCCCUUUCAAACCUGUGACCAGUGCUGGCAAAAUGAGUGUGAAUGCGCACAGGCUAAUUUUGAGCUAUAGGCAAAAUAAGCGAAAAACGUCGAUUUUGAGGUUUUCGCAAAAAUGUGUUCAUUAGUCCCU